UAUUAAUUUAUUCUUAAAUCCAAAAGUAAAUAACUAUAUUCUGUAAUUAACCAGUACUUAGGCUAACUUACCCACGCGCGACCUUCUUCUUCUUCUUGAGAAUAGGACUUCAUAAAAAUUGAAUAGAGAUACUUGCUUUAUCUGCGGGUCGAAGUGCAUUAAUCCAAGUCUCUAAAGUUAGCAAAAGCCUACACAUUGGAGCACAGUUUGUGUUUUACUUCACUUUCAGGUAAUCAGAUCAAAAAUCAAGUCAAAAUUUACGUUUUCGAUGGAGGGAGAUGCAUCAAAAAGCGAGGAUGAGGACACCGUCCCAGUCAAGAUAGGAAUAAUUGGGGAGGCCAAUCUCGACACACCCAUAUAUCUGACGGAGCGCAUGGAAUAUGCCGUGUGCACGCCGUUCGGGAGCCCUUCGGACGUGAUCAUCGAUGGCCAAAUUGAAGGCGUCAAUGUGUGCCUCCUGUCGAGGAAUGGACGACAGCACGAUAUCAUGCCUUCGAAUAUAAACUACCGGGCCAACGUGUGGGCCAUGCGCAAGAUGGGCUGCACCCACAUCCUGGUGAGUAACACCUACAGCUCUCUGCGUGAUAACAUACAGCCGGGAAUGCUGGUUGUGCCGGACGACUUUAUCGAUAACACGACCAGGCGGGCCCAGACCUUCUAUGAUGGCGCCAAAGGCAGUCCUCUGGGUGUUUGCCAUGUUCCCAUGGCUCCUGCCUUUUGUGACCGCACUCGAAAGCAUCUCUUGAACGCCGCCCAGGAGCUAGAGUUUCCCACGCGAUCCACCGCCACCGUGAUGACCAUUGAAGGGCCUCGUUAUUCGACAGUCGCGGAGAAUAACAUGUACCGGAAGUGGGGAGCUGAUCUCCUGAGCAUGACCCUGUGUCCCGAGGCCACCUUGGCCAAAGAGGCCGGCAUUCUGUUCGCCUCCCUGGGCCUGGUCACCAACAUGGAGUGCUGGUGUGCCAAGCAGCCAAACGCUACGACCCACGAAAUAAUCUACAUUUUCAAGAAGCAGGCGGAGCAUCUCCAAAGGGUCAUGGUAUCGGCCAUCAAGAGCAUUGCUGAAGAGGACUGGUCUGAGGAUAUUCUGAAGGCCAAGAUCUUGGUGUGCAGUAACUUUGCGAAUAGUAAAUAAUACUGUAAUCCCAUGUUAAAUUUGUUUAAAAAUAAAUAUUUUCGAUAGAAAA
This is a messenger RNA of Drosophila kikkawai, 1187 nucleotides long. Its product is annotated as purine nucleoside phosphorylase. Gene Ontology annotation, molecular function: S-methyl-5-thioadenosine phosphorylase activity. Gene Ontology annotation, cellular component: cytosol. Lineage: Eukaryota; Metazoa; Arthropoda; Insecta; Diptera; Drosophilidae. Gene Ontology annotation, biological process: nucleoside metabolic process. The record is from RefSeq and is a predicted model, not a curated record.